Messenger RNA from Lathyrus oleraceus (garden pea), 1254 nucleotides. Its product is annotated as cyclic dof factor 3. Gene Ontology annotation, biological process: regulation of DNA-templated transcription. The record is from RefSeq and is a predicted model, not a curated record. Bases 165 to 1154 code for a protein of 329 amino acids. Lineage: Eukaryota; Viridiplantae; Streptophyta; Magnoliopsida; Fabales; Fabaceae. The transcript is spliced from 2 exons. Gene Ontology annotation, molecular function: DNA binding; DNA-binding transcription factor activity.
CCUUUGAAAAGUUCUGUCAAAUUAAAAGCUUUUCACUUUUUUUACCAAACACUUUCUCUUUUUCCAAUUCAUUACUACUCCUUUCUCUAUUUAUAUAUAUUUAUGUGUGUUCAAGCUAUUUAGAAACAUCAUAAAUUUCAACAACAACAAUAACAACAUCAAAAAUGAAUGGUGAAGAUGACAUGUGUGUUAAAGCUUCUAGUUUCAUGCUCUUUGGGAAGAAGAUCCCGGUGCCGGAUUAUCAUAUUCCGGCGAGUUCUCAGAUUCAGGCCAAUUCUACAACCAUGAAAUCGAAGAAUUCCUCAAAUGAAGAUGAAUCAAAAGUUACUACCAACACUGUGGAAGAUACCAUGGAAACAAGCAGCAAAGAACAAGACAAAGUCAUAAAGAAACCAGACAAGAUUGUUCAGUGUCCGAGAUGCAAAAGUUUCGACACGAAAUUCUGUUAUUUCAACAAUUACAAUGUCAAUCAGCCUCGUCAUUUCUGUCGGAGCUGUCAUAGGUAUUGGACAGCAGGUGGAACGAUGAGAAACGUUGCUGUUGGUGCAGGGAGACGGAAGAACAAGCAUAUCACUAAUGAUAACGGUAUUGUCCUUAAAUUCGGCCGAGAAAAUGGCUCUCUCGACGAAUCAAGAACGCCGAUGCUUAAUCUUGUGAACCAAAAGAGAAAUGUUGAUGCAGGUGGUGGGAACAAUUGUAGAGAAAACGGAGAUGAAGAAUCGUCCUUAUGUGUAUCUUCUGUGACGAAUGGUUAUACUCGAGGAAACGAGUUAACCGAAGGCGAACAAAAUAGGUCAAAACAUUUGCAGAGUUACCCUUCAUCUUCAUGGAUGAUUCCAUUGAAUCAAAGGUGGAACAAUGUUACUUCCAUGGUUCAAUCAUCAAUGCAGAUGUGUAACCCUUUUGGAAUUGAUCCUAAUGCAAUGCAGUGGUGUCACGCGCCGAUGGUCGCGGUUACGAACAUUUUCACACCAAACAUUGGAUUGCAAUUUGUUCCAGGAUCAUAUGGAAAUGGAAAUGUUUCAAUAGGUUCAAAUGGUUGCAUUUCACCUUCUUCAUCAACUACUAGUAACAGUUUUUGUGAAGGUAAUGGUUCAACAAUCCCUAGCAAACACACUAGAGAUUCUGUUUUGAUUGAUGAAGAGAAAUCAUAAAUCUUGUUUUUCUAUAAGAAUUUUGGAAUCUGCAAAACAAUCUUUGAUAGACUGUUACCAUUUUGAAAGUGAUAUGAAAUGUCUCCUUAUAAAUACUGUA